Lagenorhynchus albirostris (white-beaked dolphin) is the source of this 2123-nucleotide messenger RNA. It is a transcript of the gene ICAM3, whose product is annotated as intercellular adhesion molecule 3. The transcript is spliced from 6 exons. Gene Ontology annotation, molecular function: integrin binding. Lineage: Eukaryota; Metazoa; Chordata; Mammalia; Artiodactyla; Delphinidae. The record is from RefSeq and is a predicted model, not a curated record. Gene Ontology annotation, biological process: cell-cell adhesion. Gene Ontology annotation, cellular component: membrane. The coding region runs from base 347 to 2017 and encodes 556 amino acids.
UUCAGGGCUCCCAGAGAGACACAGUCCCUGCAUUUGACUUGUUCUUCUCCCUCUGCACGACACACCCACACACACACAAGCAUGCAUGCAUGCAUGCAUUCCCUCCCUGGUCCAUCUGGACCCUCAACCUCUGCGUAUGCUCUUCAGUCUGCCAGGAUCACUCUUCCCUUUCACUUGGCUAACGCCUCCUUGACACUUUAAAACUGACCAUAGUGGUCCCCUCCUCCAGGAAGCCUUCCCUGACUCACUUCCUCCUAGAGGCUUGAUCAGGGCUUCCCCUGGCCUCCCUCCCAGCUCUCCUUGGUUCCUGAUCCAUCAUCUGUCUUCCUCACUAAACUGAAGCACCAUGAAGGCAGAGACCAUCAUAUCUCGGCAAGAGGAAGUUUUGAAUGGUGGAGCCUGCAAAUGGGUGGGUUGGGGGGCACUGGAACCCCCAGGAGAGCUUCCUUCUGUUCCCCCAGGUACCCAAGGGCAGGAGUUGCAGCUGCGAGUGGAGCCGCAGAACCCAGUGGUGCCUGCCGGAGAGUCCCUCUUGGUAAAUUGCAGUACAGAUUGCCCCAGCGCUGGACUCAUCUUCCUGGAGACGUCCCUACUCAAGGAGUCGGUGGGCCGUGGCCUGGGCUGGGCAGCCUUCCAACUCAGCAAUGUGACUGGUGACACCCAGCUCCUCUGCUCUGGCUUCUGCAAUGGCUCCCAGAUGAUAGGCUUCUCUAACAUCACAGUGUACCGGUUCCCGGAACGCGUGGAGCUGGCCCCCCUGCCCCACUGGCAGCCCGUGGGCGAGAACCUCAUCCUGCGCUGCAUGGUGUCCGGUGGGGCCCCCCGGGACCACCUCACCGUGGUGCUGCUUCGUGUGGAGGAGGAGCUGGGCCGUCAGCCAGCGGGAGACGGGGAGCCUGCCGAGGUCACGGUCACGGUGCUGGCGAGCAGAGAGGACCAUGGCGCCAAUUUCUCUUGCCGCACGGAGCUGGACCUGCGGUCCCAAGGGCUGGGACUGUUCCAGAACAGCUCGGCCCCCAGGAAGCUCCGAACCUUUGCCAUGCCCAUGACGCCCCCGCGCCUCGUUGUCCCCCGGUUCUCGGAGGUGGAAACGUCGUGGCCCGUUGACUGCACCCUGGAUGGGCUCUUCCCAGCAUCGGAGGCCCAGGUGCAACUGGCGCUGGGGGACCAGAUGCUGAAUGCCACAGUCGUGAGCCACGGUGACACACUCACGGCCACAGCCACAGCGAAAGCAGAGCAGGAGAGCACUCAGGAGAUUGUCUGCAACGUGACCUUGGGGGGCGAGAGCCGCGAGACCCGGGAGAACGUGAAGGCCUAUAGCUUCCAGGGGCCCAACCUGACCCUGAGAGAACCUAACGCCACCGAGGGGACCACAGUAACUGUGACUUGCGCGGCCGGACCCCGAGUCCGGGUCACGCUGGACGGAGUUCCAGCCGCGGCACCGGGACAGCCUGCCCACCUUCAGCUAAACGCCACUGCGAAGGACGACAGGCGCACCUUCUUCUGCAAUGCCACCCUCGAGGUGCAUGGGGUGAUCUUGCACCGUAACAGGAGCGUCCAGUUGCGUGUCCUGUACGGCCCCAAGAUUGACCGAGCUAAAUGUCCCCAGCGCUUGACGUGGAAAGACAGGACUAUGCAUAUCCUGCAGUGCCAGGCCCGGGGCAACCCAAACCCCAAACUACAGUGUCUGCAGGAAGCCUCCAAGUUCAAGGUGCCCGUCGGCAUCCCAUUCCUCGUCAGGUUAAACUAUAGUGGCACUUACAAUUGCCAAGCGACAAGCUCACGGGGCACGGACGUUCUGACAGUGAUGAUGGACGUUCAGGGUCGGAACCCCAUCGCCAUCACCAUUGUCCUGGGGGUGUUAACGAUCUUGGGCGUGGUGAUCCUCGCUGCGGCCUCAGUGUACGUCUUUGGGGUGCAGAAGCGGCGUGACAUCUACCAUGUGAGGCAAAGCAGCACCCGGUUGCCCCUCGCGCCUCAACAGCCCGACGAGGCUGUGGCAGUGGAGUUAUCCUGAGCAUCAGAGUGCCAUGAUACUGGGCAAAGUGCCGUGAUACUGGGCAAAGACGACGGAGGUUUGGCUGCAUCCCCGAAUUCCGCACUAAUAAAGGCUUUAAAAUCUG